UCUUUCAAUGUCUCAAUCUCUCUCUCUAAUUCAUUCUAUUUGUUCAUCAGCUCUUCUUAUUCUUCAUCAUCACUGGGGUGUGGUGGAGCUAAUUUUUCCUAGGGUUUAUUCAUAUCAGGAUCAUACUAUCUCUCUCUCUCUCUCUCUCUCUCUCUCUCUUGUUGGAAGCAUAAUCAACAGCACAACAGCUCAUGAAAUUUCUAAUUCGCUUUCCAGCUUCACCGGCUCCUUCACGGCUGCGCUUUUCAGCAAUUCCUUCAAAAUCCUUAUCAUCAUCAUCUCUCCGCGAAAUUACCAGAACACCACUCCCGAAUUGGGGUUCCUCUGUGUCGGGCUCAAAUUCAGAACCCCAAAGCGCAAGCAAAAAUCGAACUUUUCCAAAACUCGAUUCACAAAACGCGGAACUCAGCGACAAAAAUGCUGCUGAAGCCCUCUUGUCAUACAAGAAUGAUCCCCAGAUAGCUCUUGAGUGCUUCAACUGGGUGGGGAAACAACGUGGCUUCCUUCGAGAAGUUGGGGACUCGUUUUUCGUGCUGCUUCACAUUCUUGUAAGAUUCCCGAAUUAUCAUAAUGCAGCUCGGGGCUUGAUUGAUGAUUAUGUGUGCCGGGAUUCUGCCCCGUCGUGUGUUGUGUCGGUCGAUCAUUUGAUUGAUUGUUCGAAAAGAUUUGGUUUUGGGUUGAAGCCGCGGCUUUUUGAUUAUUUCUUGAAUGGAUAUGUCAGGGCACAGAGAUACAAAGAUGCGGAAGAUUGUUUCUAUGCAUUGGUUUCGCGUGGAAUAUUGCCCUGUGAGAUUAUUUUGAAUAAUUUCUUGAAAUCGCUGAUAAGGUUGAAUAUGAUUGACAAUGCACGCGGUUUGUUUAAGGACGUAGUUUUGAAGAGUAUUAGGUAUGAUUGUGAUGCUGUAUACGUGAUGAUGUGCGCGAGUCUGAAAGAUGGUAGGGUGGAAGAGGCUGAGAAGUACUUUCUGGAGGCGAAGAAUAGGGGAAUUAAACUCGAACCUCAUGUUUAUUCUAGUGCAGUUCGUGCUGCUUGUAUGAAGCUGGAAAGCAAUCUUGCACUUGGCUUGUUGAGUGAGAUGAAGGAUAGGGGUUGGGUUCCACCUGAGGGUACAUUUACACUUGUAAUAUGUACUUGUGUGAAGCAGAGGAAUAUGACAGAGGCGUUAAGGCUGAAGGACGAGAUGAUUAACAGUGGACAUUCGAUGAAUUUGGUAGUUGCUACUAGCUUGAUGAAGGGAUAUUAUCAGCAGGGUGAUCUGAAUAGCUCGUUGGCGUUGUUUGAUAUGAUAGUGGAAGAUGGACUUGCUCCAAACAAGGUCACUUAUGCGGUCGUCAUAGAAGGAUGUUGUGUUCAUAGGAAUAUGGAGAAGGCAAAAGAGUUGCUUGAUCGUAUGAAAUCUGCAGGUAUUCAACCAAAUGUAUACACUGUGAAUUCUAUAAUUAGAGGUUAUUUGCGAUCUGAAUUGCUAGAUGAGGCGAUGAAAAUAUUUGAUGUUGCUGUGAAGGAUGGAGUUGCUAAUGUUUUCACUUACAAUGAUAUGCUAUCCUGGUUCUGUGGAAAUGGUAGACUAGAUGAUGCGUACGAGAUAUGGGAUAAGAUGAUAGAUCGGGGGGUUGAACCAACUAUAGUUUCCUACAAUAAUAUGAUUCUUGGGAACUGUAGAAAAGGGACUAUGGAUGUAGCACUCAGCUUACUUUCUGAAAUGACUGUUAGGAACUUGAAACCAAAUGUAAUUACUUAUAGUAUAUUGGUUGAUGGACAUUUUAGAAAGGGUGAAACAGGAAAAGCCAUUGGAUUGUUUGAUCUUAUGGUAAGCUCGGGAAUUGUCCCGACUAAUGUCACAUUCCAUACAGUCAUCAAUGGGUUCUGCAAAGCUGGCCAAACCGGUGCAGCAAAAGAGUCGAUGGAAAAGUUUGUGUCAAUGGGUUUUGCUCCCGGUUGCAUGACUUAUAAUUGCCUUAUUGAUGGCUUUAUCAAGGAAGGCAAUACUGACUCCGCAUUAGCUGUUUAUGAUGAGAUGUGCAAAUCUGGACUUGUGCCCAAUGUUGUUACUUACACCACUUUGAUUGAUGGAUUUUGUAAAGGACAGGCUAUGGAUCUUGCACUGAAGGUGCGGAGUGAGAUGCGUGCUAAAGAAAUUGCAAUGGAUGUAACUGCAUAUAAUGCUCUUAUCGAUGCCUUUUGCAAGAGAAAUGACAUGAAGUGUGCAUCUCAACUUUUUGAUGAACUUCUAGAAGCUGGUUUAUCUCCAACUACGGCUGUUUACAACACCAUGAUUGGUGGAUUCAGAAACCUAUAUGAUAUGGAUGCAGCGCUUAACUUAUUCAAAAGAAUGAGUGGUGAAGGGACUCGGUGUGAUUUGAAAACUUACACCACAUUGAUUGAUGGGCUGUUGAAAGUUGGGAAUAUAGAGCUUGCAACAGAUUUCUACCAGGAGAUGCUUGCGAAGAACAUCAUGCCAGAUGUCAUUACGUACUCUGUUUUAAUACACGGUCUUUGCAGUAAAGGACAGCUGGAAAAUGCUCGCAAGGUCCUUGAUGAGAUGCUCAAUAAGAGUGUCACCCCUAAUGCGCUUAUUUAUAAUACACUUAUUGGGCGAAACUUCAAGGAGGGUAAUUUCCAAGAGGCUUUUCGGUUGCAUGAUGAAAUGCUUGCUAGUGGUCUUGCAGCUGAUGAUACCACUUAUGACAUUCUCAUGGGUGGAAAGCUUAAGGAGAAUCCUCCCAUCGGGAGUUCUUCCAUGGUCAGGCUAUAUGAGAUUGCCGCAGACAUUCUCUGCGUUGUAGUACAAUGGAGCAGACUCAAGAAAAUAGAAGACUAGAAGCUCGGAUUUGGAGCGAGGUUUUCAUUGUCUGCGCUGAAGGAUUAAGUGAUUAACCCUACUCUCUCACUAAAAAGUUGGUGCAUGGAGGUGACCAAUUUCAUGAAUUUGUUGUUUCUUACAAUUAUAUUUGGGAUAAGAUGUUGUGGAUGAUCAUUUUGUGGA
This is a messenger RNA of Salvia miltiorrhiza (redroot sage), 2987 nucleotides long. Its product is annotated as pentatricopeptide repeat-containing protein At3g54980, mitochondrial-like. NCBI's taxonomy places the organism in Eukaryota, Viridiplantae, Streptophyta, Magnoliopsida, Lamiales, Lamiaceae. Gene Ontology annotation, molecular function: protein binding. The record is from RefSeq and is a predicted model, not a curated record.